GUAUAGGUAGUUUGCUGCUCUGUACUCAAGCUGUAGGCAAUGCGAACCGCAUCAAUCGCGUCGUUACCCUAUAAGCAAGUCCUUAACGCACAUGUUGCAGUGCAACGUGUUCGUCGUAACAAGUCUCGGGCUUGCACCCCAGUGUGUCAGGCCCGCAAACGACCUGGAGACGGAACGGCUGGUGAUGACCGUCCAGAGAACAUGGAAAUGGUUCGUGAGAUAAUCACGUUCGUUACUUCUGAUGGCAUUGUACGGGUUCCUGGAAACCGAGUUCUGCGGCCUGCUCAUCAGCAUAAGCGGCUGGUCCAACCCAUGCCCACCUGGGAUCAGCAGCAACUGUGCAUCGGCUCAUCCUUUACCGUGGCCGCAACCAAUGGCGCUGACGUCACGCGUCGCGUCAACAUCGAGGGAUUCUGCCAGUCUGCAGACUACUUGUUUGCAGCGGUGCAAGACGCGCUGGAGAGCGAGCUGGGCGGGGAGGUGCUGCAUGAGGAGAGACAGCUCAAGAGCGGUCUGCACGAGGUGCUGAAGCUCACGGUGGCGGUGCCGCUGCUGUUCGGAGUGCCGCCGCAGCUGGAGGGACUCAAUGAGGCCAUCCGCACUGGAGGCGGCAUCGUGGACCGUGUACGGCAUGUAUGGCUCAUCCAGGCUGGCGGGGGCCUGUGACAUGUCGCUGCUGCUCGGGAUUGCGAGGGGCUUCUUGACAUCCUUGGCAUGCGCGUGUGUGUGUGUGUGUGUGUGUGUGUGUGUGUGUGUGUGUGUGUGUGUGUGCGUAUUGAGUCGCGGAUGCGUGAAUUAGCUAGAAGCAUACCGCUGUAUGUUGGAUGCUGUGAGGUUAACCUGUGAGUCCUAAGGAGUGGGGUACUUCGUGAUAAGUAAUUUGUAAUUUAAUGCCGUCCACGGUCUGUUGUGGGAAGAGGGUGACCUCGAGGGCACUUCUGUGCGUGGAUGCCGGUGAAUGCGUAGAUCUUUACCUCAUUUUAUUUAUUCUGUUACUCGGUUUGGAAGGUAUUAAAGGGCAUAUAGCCGACGAAGCCCGCACUGUGCUUUAUGGCGUCCCGCAUGGGGUCAAGACUCAAGAGUUGCAAUGAAGGUUGUUGUUGGACGCCUCGAAACCACGUCGUUGCUUUUCAGAAUGUAGUUUAUUUCGGCCUUGUAUACUAUAUGCUGGUUCCGUGUGUUGUAGAUUACUUGAGGUGUUCCUGUCGUUGGUCCGUGGUUAGCUAGGAGUUGAGCUUUCUCAACCACCAGGCUCAUAAAGAAUAGCAUAGGAUAUACGAAUGCGAAUGCCUGUUGUAAAGUGCUUGUCAUUGUAGACAUAUUUGUAACAGUUCCUGGCCUUAGGGCGCGCACGCAAAGGCUUUUGCUUCCCAUGAGCGGCCGCAUUUGUUGUCUAUGGCGACUUUGACUUCUAGUUUGAACGCAACAUGCAUUAGUCGGUUGCAUCGAGGAGUGUUAUAUUGCGCACGGCGAUUAACAUGGCGAGCACCUAAGCUUGUUGUACGCUCGUCAAGGGAGCAGCCCUACGCAGAUGGGCCGGGGCUACCUCCUCAACAGCAGCUGCUGGGGGAAAGCAGAGUACAGAGCGUAUGGGGUGCCAAGCUCUCAGCGGCUGCACUCUUCCUGGUGCAGCUG
Molecule: messenger RNA, 1635 nt
Organism: Astrephomene gubernaculifera
Lineage: Eukaryota; Viridiplantae; Chlorophyta; Chlorophyceae; Chlamydomonadales; Astrephomenaceae
Source: the annotation of a GenBank genome assembly